Messenger RNA from Biomphalaria glabrata, 2413 nucleotides. Its product is annotated as TATA box-binding protein-like 1. NCBI's taxonomy places the organism in Eukaryota, Metazoa, Mollusca, Gastropoda, Planorbidae. Gene Ontology annotation, molecular function: general transcription initiation factor activity; DNA binding. The coding region runs from base 196 to 1095 and encodes 299 amino acids. The transcript has 7 exons. Gene Ontology annotation, biological process: DNA-templated transcription initiation. The record is from RefSeq and is a predicted model, not a curated record.
CAUGUUGGCAGCAGUGUCAGUUACUUCCCUUGCAUUAGUUUCUCGGUGUCUUCAACAAAAUGGCGACAUUCAUUUUUCUGACCGCAAUUGCUCAGAAGGAAAGCUUGAAUUAAAUGACAUUAGCUAUUAAAAUUGCACACAUAGGUUCACCAUGACUACUUAAAGUUAGUGUUUUUAUUUCAUCCAAUUGAAAUCAUGUCUGCAGUGAGUAACUCUGGAUUUCUAAGCAGUGGACUUAACAGUCAACAGUUAAUGCCAGCUUCUAACGGAGAUGCUCUUUGUUUGGAGCAAAACAGCAAUAUAGAAAACCCGUCCAAACUUGUUCAUGGCAACUUUCAUUGCCCUGCCAAUAAUGGUGAUUCCCUACAGUAUGAUGAACAUGGUUAUCCUGUGGACAAUGUGGAAGAAGAGUCCCCUGUCAUUGAUAUUAUCAUAAACAAUGUUGUGUGCACAUUCAGUACACGGUGCUACCUCAAUCUAAAGAAAAUAGCCAUGGAAGGUGCCCAUGUUGAAUACAAACGAGAAAAUGGGAUGUUGAACAUGAAAUUAAGAAGACCCAAUACAACAGCAACCAUUUGGUCAUCUGGAAAAGUGACAUGCACUGGAGCAACAAGUGAAGAUCAGGCAAAAUUAGCUGCUAGAAGAAUUGCUCGCCGACUUCAAAAGCUUGGUUUCAAUAUAAGAUUCUCAUCCUUCAAAAUAGUCAAUGUGCUGGGUACAUGUAGUAUGCCUUUUGGCAUCAAACUGAAUCAAUUUUCAGAGGCUAAUAGGACCCAUGCCAGUUAUGAGCCUGAACUUCAUCCUGGUGUUACAUAUCAAAUCAAAGAUCCCAAAGCUACUUUAAAAAUAUUUUCAACCGGCAGUAUUACAGUAACAGCACCAAGUGUUGUGAAUGUUCAGUUGGCCAUCGAACACAUCUACCCAUUAGUCAGUCAGUUCAAAAUGGAACCUAAAAAAGUGGAUGAAAAGAUAAAAAUGGCAGAAAAUAAAUUCUUGAGGAAGAAUGUUUAUUUAAACAUAGACACUGAUGAGGAAGAAAUGAGUGAUGAGCUGGAUGAUGAUGAUGAGGAGGAGGAUGAUGAUUACUAUGACUAAACACAAAAGUAAUGGUUCAUGUACUUGUGCUGGACUCUGAAAGAAAGAAAAGUAUUUGUGGCUUGUCACCAGUUUCUCCACUUCUCACAUGUAACCAAUCCACAGUGUGCGUUAUGUUUUUGUUUCUAAUUUGUUGACACUGUUCUAAAAUUGAGCAUUGUUUCUCUCACAAACUACUUGUGCAUUUUUCUACAUUUUCCAUAUGAAACAACAGAACAUGAAGUGUGAUUUGUAUUAUUUGUAUGUGUCACUGUAGCACAAAUGAUGUUUUAUUUUUGGCUAUUCUAUGGUAGUUAGAUAUGUAUUACAAGUAAAUACUGUGUUUUUUUACUUAUUUGUUUAUAUUGGCUUGCUUUAACACAUCUUAAUUUCUUGAUGUAUUUAUAAAACAAUGCUGGAGAAACAUUGUACGUGUGAGAAUUGUGUGGCACUUCUUGAUAAUUACAAUACAAACUAAGAAUCUCAAUGUAUUUAUCGGUUGGCAUUUCUGGCGUCGUAUCUCAUUAAGUAACGAGAGCUAGAAUGUCCACCUGGUUCAUUGAGUAUAAUAGGAAUUUUACCUAAGAUAAUUGUUUAAAAUCAUAUUACUCCUUUAUCUAUCCAAGUAUAACAACAUUCUACAUGCACUUGAAAAGACGUUAAGAUUUUUAUUCGAUAUAUCUAUACAAUGUACAAUUUAUAAAAUCUUUGACACACUUACUUGUACAAAUUGGCUGAAUGCUUUGUAGUUUUCUUACAUUAGAAAUAGUUGGUAUACUAUCGUGAGACUGUAUUCAGGCAUUGUACUGGGCAUUUUAUUUUUGUUUGCUGUACAUAGACAUUUUGUUGACUGAUGAGCUCUUCCAAUUCUAUUUUUACCAUUUGAACUUAAUUCCUAACCCACCAUAGAGCCACAAAAGGUAUUCCGAGUCAUAUCGUUUGUUUGGUUUUCUAGGAAGCUUUAGAGUUAUGUAAUUAAUGGACCCGUUGUUAACAAUGAGUUAUUCUUAUCAAACCUGUUAUUUGGUUGGUGCUGCUGUCCUCAAAGAGUAACUGUUGUGAUUUUAUUUGCUUUUCAAACUCACUUUGCUAUUGUUAAAUGGUUAAAACCAUUUUUUUUUCCUCGUUAACUUUAGUAACAUGUAUGCAUUAGUUGUAAGUAUUUUUAUGGUGAUAUAUGUGGUGGAUCUUGGUUGAAAAUGUGAGCGAGAAUGGAUUUUUGUGUACAUUAAAAGGAAUGUCAGUUUUAUUGAUACUGUCGUCAUCAUCAUUUUUUUUUAUUAUGUCAUUGUAUUUGGUGUUCAUAAUUAAUAAAGAUGUUUUUAUACUAUUUAUAAAA